AUGACGUUUGGUUCAUGAAACGAAACUUAACAUUCAUAGAAACCAAAGCUAUCCGAUUUCGAAGCAUUUCCCUCGAUCAGGAGAAAUAUAAAACGCAUUUUGGAACAAAUAGUCUGACAGACAAUAACAACAAGGAAUGGCCUCUGCUAACACUUCCUGGUCUGAAGAGAACUUUUCAUGUUCCAUCUGUCUGGAUGUGUUCAACAAUCCAGUUACCACCACAUGUGGACACAACUUCUGCAGAACCUGUAUUACAAAGUUCUGGGAUGAACAAUUCCAGUACAAAUGUCCUGUUUGCAACAAGCUUUUCAACACAAGACCUGAUCUACAGGUCAAUACCUUCUUAUCAGAGCUGGCUGCUCAGUUUAGAACAACCGUACGAGUAAAAGAGCAGCUUUUUGUUGAACAAGCAGAAGUUCCCUGUGACUUCUGUACUGGGACCCAGCUGAAGGCUGUGAAGUCCUGCCUAGAGUGUUUUAUGUCUUUCUGCCAAACCCACCUGGAGCCACAUCAGAGAGUCGCUCGCCUACAGAAACAUCGGCUGGUCGAGCCUAUGGACCGUCUGGAAGACAGGAUGUGUAAGAAACACAACAUACUUCUGGAGCUCUUCUGCCGGACUGAACAGGUUUGUGUGUGUCAGUUCUGCACAGAGACAGACCACAGGUCUCAUCCUGUUGUACCUCUAAAGGAGGAAUAUGAAGUGAAGACGGCCCAGCUGGGGAAGAUAGAGGCUGAAGUUCUGCAGAUGAUCCAGGAGAGAAAACAAAAGAUUAAGGAGAUCACAGACACAGUGGAACUGAGCAACAAAGAUGCAGACAUAGGGAUAGCCAUUGGUGGCCAGGUCUUCACUGCUCUGAUAGGCUGUGUUGAAAAGUGCCGGGAUGAAUUCAACCAAACUGUUCAAGAGAAACUGAAAUCCACAGAGAAACAAGCUGAUGACCUCAUCAAAGAGUUGGAGCAGGAAAUAGAAGAUCUGACCAAUAGAAGCUCAGAGGUGAAGCAGCUCUCACACACUGAAGACCACCUCCACUUCCUCCAGGCCUUCAGAUCCCUGAAGGAUCCUCCACCCACCAGGGACUGGACCACGGUGGAGGUCCGUCCUCCGUCAUACGUAGGGACCUUGAGGAGAUCCCUGGAUCAGCUGGAGGAGACACUGAACAUGGAGAUGAAGAAGCUGCGUGAAGCUGCUGAACUGAAGAGGGUCCAGCAGUAUGGAGUAGAUGUGACUCUGGAUCCUGAUACAGCUCAUCCCAGGCUCACCCUGUCUGAGGACGGGAAACAAGUACAUGAUGGAGGUGUAGUGAAGACACUCCCAGACAACCCUAAAAGAUUUACGAGGAAGAUAUAUGUUCUAACGAGGCAGAGCUUCUCCUCAGGGAGAUUUUACUUUGAGGUCCAGGUUAAAGACAAGACCUCAUGGUAUUUAGGAGUGGCCAGAGAGUCCAUCGACAGAAUCGGCCAGACCAAAGGGUCCCCUGAGACGGGUUACUGGACGCUUUACUGUGACAAGAAUGGGUUGAUUUUUAGAGAUAACCCUUAUGUCCGUCUCCCUCUGAGAGCUGAGCUCCAGAAGGUGGGGGUGUUUGUUGAUUAUGAUGAGGGUCUGGUCUCCUUCUAUGAUGUAGAGGCCAGGGUUCAUAUCUACUCUGCUACUGGCUGCACCUUCAGUGAGCCUCUCUAUCCAUUCCUCUGUCCAUGUUUACAUGAUGGUGAUACAAACUCUGCCCCCCUGAUCAUCUCACCUGUCAAUCAAACAGACUAGGACCUUAGUUUGAUAAUAAAAUAAUCAAACGAGAAGUUCUUUAAGAAUACAACCCCAGUUGUUGAAUACCACUUAUUAUAAAUGUUAGAUUACACUCUAUUAUUGUCUGUUUUCUCCUGAUUUUUUUUUAUUAAUUGAACACUAUAAAAUUCAUAACAGUUGCUGUUACAUAGAACAUCUUUAGAGGAUUCAUUUGUAUGAAUAAUAAUUGUAGUUUAUUAACUUUUCUUUUGGUUUCAUAUUCUGAAUAGUGAAUGAAAAAACAAUACAAUGUUCCUUACACUUUGAUUUUAAUAAAAGGAAAAGGCAAAAAAUGUAUGGGUAGGCCUAAAUUAUCAUUGUAAUAGAUCAUUUAAGUGGAAUAGAUACAUUCCAGUUAAUAGUAUUCAGUAUAAAUACUGUUACAAGUGUAAUGCAAAAAAUAAAUUUGUUUUGCCUAAAACCCUUUUUUUGAUCAUUUUGAGAUUGAUGUAACGUUUUAAAUCACUAAAGAAUUGUAAAAGGUUUGUAGUUGAUGAACCAGUCAAUUAAUCUCCAAUAUACAACAACCCAACAUGUUACACACAGGUUUGAAUGUGUGUUUCAUCUUCUCCCUGAUGGUCUGAGUAAAUAUGGAAGGAAUAUUAGUAUUAUGGCAUCCCGUCAAAAGCUGUAUGAUGCUGCUCACCUUGCAUGUUGUGGAGGAACAACAAUUCAUUUAUGUAUCUUCGAUUUUACAAGGCUUGAGGAACCAGGUUAACGAACAAAUCCAAUCAAAUCAAAGCAUAAUCUCGUUAAUCCAGGAAAGGAUAUCCAACCAAACACAAAUAGAGGAGGAAAAAAACACAGGAAAAGGGGCAACUGGAUGAUGGUAAAAUCAAAGAGAAAUAUAACUUGUUGGUGGGCGUGCCCUUAACCUGCGUCCGCGUCCCAGUUUGAUUGACAUGAUCAAACAGCCCGCCCCGCCCCCCGAUGAAGCCCUCACUGCUGUCUCCUCAGAUUAAUAGCUAUUUGAUUACCAGAUUAUGAACCACGCAUUAAAAAUAAAUACAUAAUCGAGUCUGACUGUCGAUAACAAUGCGGGACAACGUCUCAAUUUGCGGGACUUGUAAAAAGUAAUGGAAAUGCGUGACUGUCCCGCACAGAGCGGGGACGAUCACAAUGGGAAUCGAACCCAGUUCCUUUUGGCUUGCCUUGCCAUUACACUAUCCUGAUAUGAACUCUGAGAUACUGCUAAUGAAGUGUGUAUGUGAAAGCUCUCUAUCUCUCUCUCUCUCUGUCUCUCUCUCUCUCUGUCUCUGUCUCUGUCUCUCUCUCUGUCUCUGUCUCUGUCUCUCUCUG
Gadus chalcogrammus (walleye pollock) is the source of this 3082-nucleotide messenger RNA. RefSeq names its product probable E3 ubiquitin-protein ligase TRIML1. Lineage: Eukaryota; Metazoa; Chordata; Actinopteri; Gadiformes; Gadidae. Bases 137 to 1762 code for a protein of 541 amino acids. Gene Ontology annotation, molecular function: protein binding; zinc ion binding. The transcript has 2 exons. The record is from RefSeq and is a predicted model, not a curated record.